AUGUUACAUUACUACAAUGAAGAAGAUACUCUAUUCAAUCUAGAAGAAAAUCUACCCUCAUUAAAAUUAGAGUAUGAUGGGGCUUCUCUAUAAUAAUUGAGCAAUAUCCAUUACUAAAAUUUUAACUCAUUCAACGAUGACAUGAUCAUAAAUAAUAUUCCUCUUGAUUACUGUGAAUCCCCACAAUCUAAAAUAAAAAAUCACAAAGUGAUGAUAGAUUUAGAUAAUGAUCCAGAAACUUAAUCUAUUUUUGAUACUGACAAAUAUAUUCACUAAUGGGAGCCAAGAAAUAGAAAAAAUAUAAAGGUUAGAAAGUCAAAGCUUGUGUAUGAAACAUUUGAUGCUCAUUAUCGUUCAAAUCCAAACUGGUCGCGUGAUUUAGUAGUACAGCUGUCUCAAGAGUUGGGACUAACAACUUAACAAGUCUACAAAUGGAACUGGGACAAAAAAAAGAGAGAUAGGCUAAAAGCUCUUAAAAAUAAGAUAAAAAAUAGACUAACAAAAAAAGCCACUUCAAAAUGA
This is a messenger RNA of Stylonychia lemnae, 522 nucleotides long. The record is from the annotation of a GenBank genome assembly. NCBI's taxonomy places the organism in Eukaryota, Ciliophora, Spirotrichea, Sporadotrichida, Oxytrichidae.